AUGUGUCCCGCGGGUGGCGCGAGUGGCGAGGAUGCGACUCCGCCGACCCAGGGGACCUCUAAUGCAAUACUACCUCCCGGUCACUGUUGUCUUUACUUAUACCAACCUACUCCGCAUCUGGAAAUGCAAACUGACGAAGAAGAAUGGCUCGAAGGAAAAUUAGAUAGUGCUAAAUCUGAAAAAAGAGAUGAGAAAAGUAACAGCGGAGAACAGGAAACCUUGAAUCAGAGUGAAAUGCUGCUUGGUCUAGAAGAUGGUCAAGAUGAUGAGAUGCUAGAAGAUGUGGAAAAUGACGAAUUCCCAGAGAAAUCACCCGAACCCCUCGACCCAGAGGAACCACCAGAGAUUAUAAAUAAAUUGGCCGCUGAGGCCGCUAUAGACCUUCGCUUUAUCUGUGACGAUUACGAACUUUUUGAUGUACCGCCACCGACUCAUCGUAAACUUACACUAUAA
Messenger RNA from Leptosia nina, 453 nucleotides. Lineage: Eukaryota; Metazoa; Arthropoda; Insecta; Lepidoptera; Pieridae. The record is from the annotation of a GenBank genome assembly.